UAUUUUUAUUUUUAUUAACUUUAAUUGACUCGUAGACUGUUAACUUCUGACGUUCGGGUCACAACUGCAAGACUUGUUUUAAUGGCGCAGUCAUGAAACUUGAAGUUCAAACAAGCUUUGGAGGUUCUCAUGAAAAACUCCAGGAUUUUAGGGAAGUGACCUCACCAACCGGAGGUUGGCAAAGUGCCAAUAAUGGCUGGAGCCGAAGCUGAUGCUGCGACUCUUCUCUUGGAAGGCGCCAACUCCACGACAAGUUUCGAAGGUGGCAACAGCCUUACCCACGACCUCCAGGCUAAUAACACAUUUGUGAACCCGGAUGUGGUCGCACCUGCUCACGUCGACGAGCAGCAAAAUGGGGAGAAUGGGGUGGACGCCACGCCCAGCAUCGAUAUAUUCAUCAACAACGUCGUGUGCACAUUCGGCGUGCGCUGCCACUUGAACUUGAAGAAGAUCGGCAUGGAAGGGGUGAAUGUGGAGUACCGAAGGGAAUACGGGAAAGUUAACAUGAGGUUUCGGAAUCCAGCAGCGACCUGCACAAUAUGGUCGUCAGGAAGGGUAUCCAUCACUGGAAAUAGUAGCGAAGAGGAUGCCAAGAAGACAGCCAGGCGGUGCGCGAGGGCGCUGCAGAAGAUGGGCUUCCGUGUCCGCUUCUGCAACUUCCAAGUGGUCAACGUGUUGGGGACGUGCUCCAUGCCGUUCGGCAUCAAGAUAGCGCAGUUUGCAAUGCAGCACCCACGAGCCGCAAGCUAUGAGCCCGAACUUCAUCCGGCAGUCACCUACAAACUGAAAUCCCCACGGGCCACACUGAAGGUCUUCUCCACUGGGAGCAUCACAGUCACAGCGCCUUGUGUGGAGAACAUCUCACUUGCAAUACAGCACAUCUACCCGCUGGUGGAGCCCCACGCCACCCCGCUACGGGAGGAGGUCGCCCUCAAGAGGAAGAUGAAAAGUGCCAAGAGGCGGAAACGGAGGAAGGUUGACGACAGCGAGGACGACGACUAUGACGACGAUUUGGAAGACGACGACGAUUUUGACAACGUUGAUUCGGCGAACGAUGACGAUUCGGGUGACGAUUCGGAUGAAGAUUCGGAUGAUUUGUGACAGGGCUGCUUUAGUCAACUUUCACUCAGAUGGUAUAUGCAAAGAAGCAAGGCAGACAUGUAAAUUCCAGAACAUUUGUCACAAGAGCAGCGGGUAAUCUCUGUUCUCUGAUUUUGAAGAUCUGGAAGAUUGUGGUGAUCUGUGGGAUUCAGUUCGGAAAAUCCUUUGAGUGAUUUGUAGCAAGGAUGAUUUCUGUUAGACACCGAGAGAAGCGUUUCACUAUUACAUGUACCCAACAAGGAUACUGUCAGCAUGCAUUCUUCCCAGUGUACACGCGUUACACCGCAGUCCUGCAUUGUGUUACCCACGAUCCUGAUUUGUGGAGUGGCUAUGCAUGAAAUAUUCCUUAGCGUAGGUUAUAGUGCUUAGCAACAGACAGCGGGGAACCAGUAAGUACACUGCAUGCCAUUCUGGCCAGUUGUCCAUUUUUUGCCAAUGAAGUCGCUCCUGUGCCAGCAGAUCUCGUCUAACUUCAAGAACCUCUGCGAACUUUGGAACGAAUUGUUUUUUGUUCCUCUCAAAAAUGGGGGGGGCAUAGUCCUAAGAAAAGGGACAAAAGUUUUCAUUUGUGAAUUAUAACAAAAGACGGACUUUUCCUCCUUCGCUUAUCAAAGUGUGUUAAAAGCCGUAAAAUUAUGCACCCCCCCUCAGAAAGCUCUUGGACAGGUUGCUUCAAGAAAUUCCCAAAUAUCUUGGCCCCUUCUUCCGAAAAUUUGUUCCGAAAUCGGUCCUUUUCCUGUAGUCCUACAGACCUUGCUUUAUGGAAGUUUGAAAACAACCAAAACGCUGUGAGGUGAUGCAUGUUUGUCCCACCCCCUUCCACUAGCAAUGACAGACGCAAAAAGACUAACGGUAUGACUCGAUUCGAGAAUGUGAGACGUGAUGGUAAACUCCGUUCCCGUGUUUUGUAACUAGUAAACACAGUCAUCAAAGAAUUCAAACAAAUUGGUUCAUUGAAAGGGUCUCCGAAAAUCAUUUAGACAUUUCAAGUUGUUAAACUCAUAAUCUUACCUUCUCCCCCCAAAAAAAGCUGUCUGAGUUUUCAUUUCUUUCCAGGUUUCCGUGGCGAAGACCACCGUAUUGUUUUUAUUUAUAGUUUGAAAAAGCAUUGAUACCGUUCGUUUUUAUUUAUUGUUUUGGAAAAACAUGUGUACUGCCAUUUCUCAUCGGUAUGAGCAUGUGUGUUAGACGAUAAAGAGAUUUGUAAUGAAGAAAAUUGGUUCCGCAGGAAUGGUUAUCUUCAGUGCUAUUUUAGUAUAAAAUUGUCUGUCUUGAAAGCUUGUUCUAAAGUGAAACCCCCCAAAAAAUGAUGAAUUAUCCCGUACAUAUGCUUAUGUAAUGCUGCAAUUGGAUAAUAGAGAUUUGCAUGGCUGGCAUCUCCAUGGCGUCUCAGAGGCUGUAUUUGUUAUUUUGAUUUAGUUCCAACGAAUGCGAAAAAGGUUUACUGAAGCCUAUCCCCGUGACACACAACUCUUGCCCUCUAUAAAAGCGUUAACGCAUAGCCUCUAUUUGGCACUGGCUAGUUUUGGCUACAUGUGCCCCACAACUCCGUGGUAGGAGGUUAUCAGAGUCGGCCGUAAUUUCUUGGUCUGCUUCUCCAAAUACAUGUAGCAGUGGUUUGCAGUACUGGUUACAUGUAACUGUCAUUCCAAUGCUGAAAUCAAUGCAAGGGCACACUGCAUUGUGGGAAGAGGACGGCAUCCCGAGACUUAGUUACACAUUGAUCACUGCAUCGUAGUACCCUCAACUAAAAUAUUGCAACUCUUUGUUCUUUUCACUAUGAUUUUUCGCAAAUUUUCUUGUUCCGUCCGCUCACAUCGAUGUCACCUGUGCAAUUUCUGGCCAUCAUGAAAGCGUUGUAGCUGGUGAAGAGUUGCAUACAUGUCGUUAUGGAUAUAUGGACCCACGAGCUAGAUGUAGACCUUUUGGUAGACAAACAUUGGGGAUGAACUUGGUCAUAAAUUGCGCCUACACGUAUGAAACCGUAUUUUUGUGUUAAUUAUGCCUCAUGAAUAUUUAUCCUUUUCCUCAGCUUUUCAUUACCGUCUUCAAGGUGUGCUGUUAAUUGUAAAUUAUGCAAUUAGCAUGCUGGCUUGUGAAUAUUCACAUGGUGUGGUACCAGAAAAUAUGACAUUGUUCAGUUACAUGUAGUUAAAAAGUUGAUAUGUGGUUACAAUCUACAUUGUAUUUGGUUAUAACAUGCGUGCAGCAUGACGAUUAUAAAUUGUAUAAAAUGUUGACAAAUAAUCCAUUGGACUUUCAGUUAUGAUCUUUAAGUGAAGUAUUUCAGCCCAUGAAAGUAGUGGCGUAACUGGGGUGCAUUUGGCAGGGGGUUACUUGGGGGAGCCCUUCGGCUUCUAGAGGAGGAAGUUAACGGUUUCGGUUACUGUUCAAACAUACCCAUUUCGGCACUUAAGACUUCCUCAUUGAGCUUCAUAUAAAUUUGUAAUGCAGACAGAACCCACUGACUUGGCCAAGAUGUUGUUUACCGUAUUAGUUAUUUAUAAAAACACAUUGCAUGUUCCUAUGGAGUGUUAUUUGUAGAAACUUUAGAAUUACUGACUUUCGUUUACUGGUAACAUGUGUAUAUAUUUAAGAGGCAACAGUGGCUCUAAAUAAAGAAAUUGACGUUUGUAAAA
Acanthaster planci (crown-of-thorns starfish) is the source of this 3740-nucleotide messenger RNA. RefSeq names its product TATA box-binding protein-like 1. Gene Ontology annotation, biological process: DNA-templated transcription initiation. Gene Ontology annotation, molecular function: DNA binding. NCBI's taxonomy places the organism in Eukaryota, Metazoa, Echinodermata, Asteroidea, Valvatida, Acanthasteridae. The record is from RefSeq and is a predicted model, not a curated record.